This is a messenger RNA of Kwoniella mangroviensis CBS 8507, 675 nucleotides long. RefSeq lists its product as uncharacterized. Lineage: Eukaryota; Fungi; Basidiomycota; Tremellomycetes; Tremellales; Cryptococcaceae. The transcript has 7 exons. The record is from RefSeq and is a predicted model, not a curated record. The coding region runs from base 1 to 675 and encodes 224 amino acids.
AUGCUCGCUCAAUCACUUUUCCUUCUCGCCUUGAUGAUUUCUCCUGUCUUUUCAGCUACUCACACAGUUAGUGUGGCAAACAACAAGAGUUUGACUUUCGAACCUUCAGAGGUGAAAGCUGAAUUAGGAGAUAUAAUCGAGUUCAAAUUCUUAGCUGGUAAUCAUACAGUAACUCAAUCAACUUUCGCUUCCCCAUGUACGAAUGCAGGAUUCAACUCUGGUCAAAUACCUGGUAAUGCCGAUUCACCAACGAGUUACUCUAUCUUGGUUAAUGAUACUAAACCGAUUUGGGUAUAUUGCGCGACAGGUCAACAUUGUCAGAAUGGUAUGGUCAUGGCCGUCAAUGCCCCAACUUCUGGAAAUACAUUCUCAGCAUUCCAAGCUAACGCUAUGGGCGGUGAAAAUGCAACUACUGCUGGAAACUCAACAGGGUCAGCAUCGACUUCUGGAUCCGCCUCGUCUUCGACUGCUGCCAUUUCUGGAGCAGAUGGGAGCGCUGGUGUGACUGUGUCUAAUACUACGGCUGCGGCUGACUCAAGUGCUUCUGCUUCGGCAAGUAGUACCAAUGGUACAUCCUCUUCGUCAUCCAGCGAUAGUUCCGCUUCUUCUUUGGAUAUCAACUUCCUACCGAUUAGUAUGAUAGCUUUGUUAGCUCUCUGGUUCACUUCGGUCUAG